Molecule: messenger RNA, 7344 nt
Organism: Closterium sp. NIES-65
Lineage: Eukaryota; Viridiplantae; Streptophyta; Zygnematophyceae; Desmidiales; Closteriaceae
Source: the annotation of a GenBank genome assembly
AUGGACGUGGACGUGGACCUGGACGUGGACGUGGACGUGGACGUGGACUUGGACGUGGACGUGGAUGUGGACGUGGACAUGGAGGACGUGGAUGUGGACGUGGAAGACGUGGACGUGGACGUGGAUGUGGACGUGGACCUGGACGUGGACCAGGACGUGGACGUGGACGUGGACCUGGACGUGGACGUGGACGUGGACGUGGACGUGGAUGUGGACGUGGACGUGGACGUGGACGUGGUCGUGGACGUGGACGUGGACGUGGACGUGGACGUGGACGUGGACGUGGACCUGGACGUGGACGUGGACGUGGACGUGGACGUGGACGUGGACGUGGACGUGGACCUGGACGUGGACGUGGACGUGGACGUGGACGUGGACGUGGUCGUGGACGUGGACAUGGACGUGGACAUAGUCAUGGACGUGGACGUGGAUGUGGACCUGGACAUGGACGUGGACGUGGACGUGGACGUGGUCGUGAACGUGGACGUGGACGUGGACGUGGACUUGGAGGUGGACGUGGACGUAGACAUGGACGUGGACGUGGACAUGGACGUGGAUGUGGUCGUGGAUGUGGACGUGGACGUGGUCGUGGACGUGGACGUGGACGUGGUCGUGACCGUGGACGUGGACGUGGACGUGGACUUGGACGUGGACCUGGACGUGGACGUGGUCGUGGUCGUGGACUUGGACGUGGACAUAGUCGUGGACGUGGACGUGGACGUGGACGUGGACCUGGACAUGGACGUGGACGUGGACGUGGUCGUGGACGUGGACGUGGACGUGGUCGUGGACAUGGACGUGGACGUGGUCGUGAACGUGGACGUGGACGUGGACGUGGACUUGGAGGUGGACGUGGACGUAGACAUGGACGUGGACGUGGACAUGGACGUGGAUGUGGUCGUGGACCUGGACGUGGACGUGGACGAGGACGUGGACGCGGACGUGGAAGUGGACGUGGAUGUGGACGUGGACGUGGACGUGGACAUGGUCGUGGACGUGGACGUGGAGGUGGACGUGGACGUGGACGUGGUCGUGGACGUGGACGUGGACGUGGACGUGGAUGUCGACAUGGUCGUGGGCGUGGUCGUGGACGUGGACGUGGUCGUGGACGUGGACCUGGUCCUGGACGUGGACGUGGUCGUGGACGUGGACAUGGAUGUGGACCUGGACGUGGUCGUGGAAGUGGAUCUGGACGUAGACGUGGACGUGGACUUGGACGUGGUCGUGGACCUGGACGUGGACGUGGACGUGGACGUGGUCGUGGACGUGGUCGUAGAUGUGGACGUGGACGUGGACGUGGACGUGGUCGUGGGCGUGGACGUGGAUGUGGACGUGGACGUGGACCUGGACGUGGACGUGGACUUGGACGUGGACGUGGACGUGGUCGUGGACGCGGACAUGGACGUGGACAUAGUCAUGGACGUGGACGUGGACGUGGACCUGGACAUGGACGUGGACGCGGACGUGAUCGUGGACGUGGACGUGGACGUGGUCGUGGACGUGGACGUGGACGUGGUCGUGAACGUGGACGUGGACGUGGACUUGGAGGUGGACGUGGACGUAGACAUGGAUGUGGACGUGGACAUGGACGUGGAUGUGGUCGUGGACCUGGACGUGGACGUGGACGAGGACGUGGACGCGGACGUGGAAGUGGACGUGGAUGUGGACGUGGACGUGGACGUGGACAUGGUCGUGGACGUGGACGUGGAGGUGGACGUGGACGUGGACGUGGUCGUGGACGUGGACGAGGACGUGGACGUGGAUGUCGACGUGGUGGAUAUAAACGUGGACGUGGACGUGGACAUGGUCGUGGACGUGGAUGUGGAGGUGGACGUGGACGUGGACGUGGUCGUGGACGUGGACGUGGACGUGGACGUGGAUGUCGACGUGGUCGUGGGCGUGGUCGUGGACGUGGACGUGGUCGUGGACGUGGACGUGGUCCUGGACGUGGUCGUGGACGUGGACGUGGAUGUGGACCUGGACGUGGUCGUGGAAGUGGACCUGGACGUGGACGUGGACGUGGACAUGGACUUGGACGUGGUCGUGGACCUGGACGUGGACGUGGACGUGGACGUGGUCGUGGACGUGGUCGUAGAUGUGGACGUGGACGUGGACGUGGACGUGGACGUGGUCGUGGACGUGGACGUGGACGUGGUCGUUGACGUGGACGUGGACGUGGUCGUGAACGUGGACGUGGACGUGGACUUGGAGGUGGACGUGGACGUAGACAUGGACGUGGACGUGGACAUGGACGUGGAUGUGGUCGUGGACCUGGACGUGGACGUGGACGAGGACGUGGACGCGGACGUGGAAGUGGACGUGGAUGUGGACGUGGACGUGGACGUGGACAUGGUCGUGGACGUGGACGUGGAGGUGGACGUGGACGUGGACGUGGUCGUGGACGUGGACGAGGACGUGGACGUGGAUGUCGACGUGGUGGAUGUGGACGUGGACGUGGACGUGGACAUGGUCGUGGACGUGGAUGUGGAGGUGGACGUGGACGUGGACGUGGUCGUGGACGUGGACGUGGACGUGGAUGUCGACGUGGUCGUGGGCGUGGUCGUGGACGUGGACGUGGUCGUGGACGUGGUCCUGGACGUGGACGUGGUCGUGGACGUGGACGUGGAUGUGGACCUGGACGUGGUCGUGGAAGUGGACCUGGACGUGGACGUGGACGUGGACAUGGACUUGGACGUGGUCGUGGACCUGGACGUGGACGUGGACGUGGACGUGGUCGUGGACGUGGUCGUAGAUGUGGACGUGGACGUGGACGUGGACGUGGUCGUGGGCGUGGACGUGGAUGUGGACGUGGUCGUGGACGUGGACGUGGUCGUGAACGUGGACGUGGACGUGGACGUAGACAUGGACGUGGACCUGGACGUGGACAUGGACGUGGACGUGGACGUGGACGUGGAUGUGGCCGUGGACGUCGUGGACGUGGACGUGGACGUGGACGUGGACCUGGACGUGGACGUGGACCUGGACGUGGAUGUGGACGUGGACGUUGACGUGGACGUGGACGUGGACGUGGACUUGGACGUGGACGUGGACAUGGACGUGGACGUGGAGGACGUGGACGUGGACAUGGAGGACGUGGACGUGGACGUGGACCUGGAGGUGGUCGUGGUCGUGGACGUGGACGUUGACGUGGACGUUGACGUGGACGUGGACGUUGACGUGGACGUGGACGUUGACGUGGACGUGGACGUGGUCGUGGACGUGGACGUGGACGUGGACCUGGACGUGGACCUGGACGUGGACGUGGACGUGGACGUGGAUGAGGACGUGGACGUGGUCGUGGACAUGGACGUGGAUUUGGAUGUGGACGUGGACGUGGACUUGGACAUGGAUGUGGACGUGGUCGUGGACGUGGAGGUGGACAUGGACGUGGAGGACUUGGACGUGGACGUGGACGUAGACGUGGACGUGGACGUGGUCGUGGACGUGGAUGUGGACGUGGUCGUGGACGAGGACGUGGACGUGGACGUGGACGUGGACGUGGACGUGGACGUGGACGUGGACGUGGACGUGGACAUGGACAUGGACGUGGACGUGGACGUGGACGUGGACAUGGACGUGGACGUGGACGUGGACGUGGACGUGGACGUGGACGCGUGGACGUGGACGUGGACGUGGACGUGGACGUGGACAUGGACGUGGACGUGGACGUGGACGUGGACGAUGGACGUGGACGUGGACGUGGACGUGGACGUGGACGUGGACGUGGACGUGGACAUGGACGUGGACGUGGACGUGGACGUGGACAUGGUCGUGGACGUGGACGUGGACGUGGACGUGGACGUGGACGUGGACGUGGACAUGGACGUGGACGUGGACGUGGACGUGGACGUGGACGUGGACAUGGACGUGGACAUGGUCGUGGACGUGGACGUGGACGUGGACGAGGACGUGGACAUGGACGUGGACGUGGACGUGGACGUGGACGUGGACGUGGACAUGGACGUGGACGUGGACGUGGACGUGGACGUGGACGUGGACAUGGUCGUGGACGUGGACGUGGACGUGGACGUGGAGGUGGACGUGGACCUGGACUUGGACAUGGUCGUGGACAUGGACGUGGACGUGGACGUGGACGUGGACGUGGACAUGGACAUGGACGUGGACGUGGACGUGGACGUGGACGUGGACAUGGACGUGGACGUGGACGUGGUCGUGGACGUGGACGUGGACAUGGACGUGGACAUGGACCUGGACCUGGACGUGGACAUGGACGUGGACAUGGACGUGGACAUGGACGUGGACGUGGACGUGGACGUGGACGUGGACGUGGACGUGGACGUGGACGUGGACGUGGACGUGGACGUGGACGUGGACGUGGACGUGGACGUGGACGUGGACAUGGACGUGGACGUGGACGUGGACGUGGAUAUGGACAUGGACAUGGACGUGGACGUGGAUGUGGACGUGGACGUGGACGUGGACGUGGACGUGGACGUGGACGUGGACAUGGACGUGGACGUGGACGUGGACGUGGACAUGGUCGUGGACGUGGACGUCGACGUGGACGUGGACGUAGACGUGGACAUGGACGUGGACGUGGACGUGGACGUGGACGUGGACGUGGACGUGGACGUGGACGUAGACGUGGACGUGGACGUGGACGUGGACGUGGACCUGGACAUGGACAUGGACGUGGACAUGGACGUGGACAUGGACGUGGACAUGGACGUGGACGUGGACGUGGACGUGGACGUGGACCUGGACAUAGACUUGGACGUGGACGUGGACGUGGACGUGGACAUGGACGUGGACGUCGACGUGGACGUGGACGUGGACGUGGACGUGGACGUGGACGUCGACGUGGACGUGGACGUGGACAUGGACGUGGACGUGGACGUGGACGUGGACAUGGACAUGGACGUGGCCGUGGACGUGGACGUGGACAUGGACGUGGACAUGGACGUGGACGUGGACGUGGACGUGGACGUGGACGUGGACGUGGACAUCGACGUGGACGUCGACGUGGACGUAGACAUGGACGUGGACAUGGACCUGGACAUGGAUGUGGUCAUGGACGUAGACGUGGACGUGGACGUGGACAUGGACGUGGACGUGGACGUGGACGUGGACAUGGACGUGGAUGUGGACGUGGACGUGGACGUGGACGUGGACGUGGUCGUGGACGUGGACAUGGACGUGGACGUGGACGUGGACCUGGACGUGGACGUGGACGUGGACGUGGACCUGGACGUGGACGUGGACUUGGACGUGGACGUGGACGUGGUCGUGGACGUGGACAUGGACGUGGACAUAGUCAUGGACGUGGACGUGGACGUGGAUGUGGACCUGGACAUGGACGUGGACGUGGACGUGGUCGUGGACGUGGUCGUGGACGUGGACGUGGACGUGGUCGUGAACGUGGACAUGGACGUGGACGUUGACUUGGAGGUGGACGUGGAUGUAGACAUGGACGUGGACGUGGACAUGGACGUGGAUGUGGUCGUGGAUGUGGACAUGGACGUGGUCGUGGACGUGGACGUGGACGUGGUCGUGACCGUGGACGUGGACGUGGACGUGGACUUGGACGUGGACCUGGACGUGGACGUGGUCGUGAUCGUGGACAUGGACGUGGACAUUGUCAUGGACGUGGACGUGGACGUGGACGUGGACCUGGACAUGGACGUGGACGUGGACGUGGUCGUGGACGUGGACGUGGACGUGGUCGUGGACGUGGACGUAGUCGUGAACGUGGACGUGGACGUGGACGUGGACUUGGAGGUGGACGUGGACGUAGACAUGGACGUGGACGCGGACAUGGACGUGGAUGUGGUCGUGGACCUGGACGUGGACGUGGACGAGGACGUGGACGCGGACGUGAACGUGGACAUGGACGUGGACGUGGAUGUGGAUGUGGACGUGGACGUGGACGUGGACAUGGUCGUGGACGUGGACGUGGAGGUGGACGUGGACGUGGACGUGGACGUGGUCGUGGACGUGGACGUGGACGUGGACGUGGAUGUCGACGUGGUGGAGGUGGACGUGGACGUGGACGUGGACAUGGUCGUGGACGUGGACGUGGAGGUGGACGUGGACGUGGACGUGGUCGUGGAGGUGGACGUGGACGUGGACGUGGAUGUCGAUGUGGUCGUGGGCGUGGUCGUGGACGUGGACGUGGUCGUGGACGUGGACGUGGUCCUGGACGUGGACGUGGUCGUGGACGUGGACGUGGAUGUGGACCUGGACGUGGACAUGGUCGUGGAUGUGGACCUGGACGUGGACGUGGACUUGGACGUGGUCGUGGACCUGGACGUGGACGUGGACGUGGACGUGGUCGUGGGCGUGGUCGUGGACGUGGACGUGGACGUGGACGUGGUCGUGGGCGUGGACGUGGAUGUGGACGUGGACGUGGACCUGGACGUGGACGUGGACUUGGACGUGGACGUGGACGUGGUCGUGGACGUGGACAUGGACGUGGACAUAGUCAUGGACGUGGACGUGGACGUGGACGUGGACCUGGACAUGGACGUGGACGUGGACGUGGUCGUGGACGUGGACGUGGACGUGGUCGUGGACGUGGACGUGGUCGUGAACGUGGACGUGGACGUGGACUUGGAGGUGGACGUGGACGUAGACAUGGACGUGGACGUGGACAUGGACGUGGAUGUGGUCGUGGACCUGGACGUGGACGUGGACGAGGACGUGGACGCGGACGUGGAAGUGGACGUCGUGGACGUGGACGUGGACGUGGACCCGGACCUGGACGUGGACGUGGACCUGGACGUGGAUGUGGACGUGGAUGUGGACGUGGACGUGGACGUGGUCGUGGACUUGGACGUGGACGUGGACGUGGACAUGGACGUGGACGUGGAGGACGUGGACGUUGAUAUGGAGGACGUGGACGUGGACGUGGACCUGGAUGUGGACCUGGACGUGGACGUUGACGUGGACGUGGACGUGGUCGUGGACGUGGACGUGGACGUGGACCUGGACCUGGACGUGGACCUGGACGUGGACGUGGACGUGGACGUGGAUGAGGACGUGGACGUGGUCGUGGACGUGGACGUGGAUUUGGAUGUGGACGUGGACGUGGACUUGGACAUGGAUGUGGACGUGGUCGUGGACGUGGAGGUGGACAUGGACGUGGAGGACUUGGACGUGGACGUGGACGUAGACGUGGACGUGGACGUGGUCGUGGACGUGGACGUGGACGUGGUCGUGGACGAGGACGUGGACGUGGUCGUGGACGUGGACGUGGACGUGGUCGUGGACGUGGACGUAGACGUGGACGUGGACGUGGACAUGGACGUGGACGUGGACGUGGACGUGGACGUGGACAUGGUCGUGGACGUGGGCAUGGACGUGGACGUGGACGCGUGGACGUAG